Podarcis lilfordi (Lilford's wall lizard) is the source of this 13967-nucleotide messenger RNA. The record is from the annotation of a GenBank genome assembly. NCBI's taxonomy places the organism in Eukaryota, Metazoa, Chordata, Lepidosauria, Squamata, Lacertidae.
AUGGCUGACGCUCCUGCUUCGAAGCCGGCCUUCAAGCCCAAACCCCGGAGGCCUGUUUGUGCCCUAUGCCAGGGGCCCUACAAAACGGCCGUGGUCGUCGCAGGGCAGAAAUUAUGCCGCUUCUGUUUUUCUCGCAUGAAGAGGGAGGCCGCAGCCAGCAGGCCUUCCCCGAAGGAUGGGGAAGAGAAAGGAGGAGACGGGGAGGAGAAAGGAGAGCAGGAGAGACGAACCGUGGAAGAGGAGGAAUGUCAGAGUCUAUGUGAAGAGCACCAAGAAGACCUGACAUGGUUCUGCACGAAGGACAAGGCUCUCCUAUGCAAGAGCUGCAAGGCCUCUGAGGUUCAUAUCUCUCACUCUGUGGUGCCUGUUGAAGAUGCUGGCCAGGAAUACCAGGUGGGGUUUUCCCCCUUCCUUCCUGCAGUCCCAUUGUGUCCCUUCCCUUCCCAGCCUGCCCUUCUGUAGUUGUAAAUAUCUGAGGCAGCAAACGCAGCAUCAAAACCGAAUGGAACAUCCAACUAAAAUGAGAAAAUACCUCAGACAUUCAUAGAAGUUAGGGAAUAAGGCUGCGUUUUCCUUUCGGCUGUGCCGGAGAUGGUGUUCCAAGAGCAGGGUGCCACCACAGGAAAGGCCCCGUCUCUAGUUGAACACCUGCCUAAUGGCGUCUCUUCCGCUGGCAGCUGGGGAAAAAGCCUCUGAAACAGACCUUGAGGGGAAAGGGGUGUAGCUCCGUGGCAGAGAAUCUGCUUUGUUCCAGGUUUAAUACAGGGCGUCUCCAGGUAGGGCUGGCAGAUAGCCCUGUCUGCAAGCCUGGAGAGCUACUGCCAGUUGGUGUAGGCAGUGCUGACCAAUGGUUUGACUCACUGAAUAGUGAGUGAGGUUAUUAAAUUCAGUUCUGGAGAAUGCCAGUAGCUCAGGCCACCCUCAAUGUAUUUGUCAGUGUUAUAAGAUGCAUUUGGGGGGAAAGCGUGGUAUGUUGUGGUGUUAAAAAUAACAGUGUUAUCAUAUAUAAAAAUACACACACACACACACACACACACAGAGUGGUACCUCAGGUUACAUACGCUUCAGGUUACAUACGCUUCAGGUUACAGACUCUGCUAACCCAGAAAUAUUACCUCAGGUUAAUAACUUUGCUUCAAGAUGAGACCAGAAAUCGUGCUCCGGCGGCGCGGUAGCAGCGGGAGGCCCCAUUAGCUAAAGUGGUGCUUCAGGUUAAGAACAGUUUCAGGUUAAGAACGGACCUCCGGAACAAAUUAAGUACUUAACCUGAGAUACCACUGUGUAUACACACACACACACACACACACAAAGCCAGCCCCAUUGAGUUCAAUGGGACUGACUCUCAGGUGCGUACAUUUGAGUUUGUCGCCUAGGUCACACAAAGUAGCUCUGGAGCAGUUCAGUUGCUCAGCUUGAUGGGUGGAAAUCUGCAAGUCACUUUGCCAAUGCCAUACCAAUGGGCUGAGUAGUUGGUACCAACUGAGGCUGCGUACACCAAACAUUUAAGGCGCAUGGGUUCCCCCAAAGAACCCUGGUGUGUUCAGGGUGCUGGGAACUGUAGCUCUGUGGGGCAAAAUACAGUUCCCAUGGUUUUUGUGUAGGGGUGUGUGUGCUUUAAAUGUAUGGUGCGUACACAGCCUUUGCUGAGCUACGAAUUAAGCUGCCAGGGUUCUCUGGAAGUGGGGAACUGGGCUGAAAAGACUGAAUAGAAUUGGCUUGGGGAAAACCAAGGCGGAAUAAACAAACCUGAUUUGCUUGUAAUUCUCUUCCCAUUUUCCUGCCAGGGGAAGCUGCAGCACGCCGUAUCUUUGCUCACUCGACAACUGGAAGAGUCUUUGGAGCAGAAAUACAAGGAAGGGAAGAAAACAGCUGCGUGGAAGGCAGGUGCCAAGUUUGUGUUGUUGUUUAGUCGUUUAGUCGUGUCCGACUCUUCGUGACCCCAUGGACCAGAGCACGCCAGGCACUCCUGUCUUCCAUUGCCUCCCGCAGUUUGGUCAAACUCAUGCUGGUAGCUUCGAGAACACUGUCCCACCAUCUUGUCCUCUGUCAUCCCCUUCUCCUUGUGCCCUCCAUCUUUCCCAGCAUCAGGGUCUUUUCCAGGGAGUCUUCUCUUCUCAUGAGGUGGCCAAAGUAUUGGAGCCUCAGCUUCAGGAUCUGUCCUUCCAGUGAGCACUCAGGGCUGAUUUCCUUCAGAAUGGAGAGGUUUGAUCUUCUUGCAGUCCAUGGGACUCUCAAGAGUCUCCUCCAGCACCAUAAUUCAAAAGCAUCACUUCUUCGGCGAUCAGCCUUCUUUAUGGUCCAGCUCUCACUUCCAUACAUCAUUACUGGGAAAACCAUAGCUUUAACUAUACGGACCUUUGUUGGCAAGGUGAUGUCUCUGCUUUUUAAGUUUACAAGUUUACAAGCCUCCAAAGAUUUCCUUCUGCCGUAGGGCGCAGGUGGCGCUGUCUGAAACCCUCCUCCUCCUUAGUCUCCGUAUUAAUCUUUGCAGAACUCCAUGGGGAGCAGGAAGAGGAGGGUGGGAACAACACAAAAAUGAGUUGGCUCUGUCCUUGGUUCUGGUGGGACAGACUUUUGGGCUCCCUGCCAGCCUCAAUGAGCCACCACGGGGUAAAGGCACACACCGGUUCCCCGAGGGCUUUUCUGAAAACAGCCCCUUUGGAGACAGCAGGUAGGGAUGGCCCUGCUGUUAGAGCAAUGCCAGAUUACCAAAUAGACAAAGCAGACACCGGCCUAGGGGCCCCACAACAGUGGAUCAAAAUAAUAUUGCAUAAUAUAAUGGGUAAAAUAAAAUAAAAAAGUUAGCAGAUAAUUUGCGACGGGCCCCCCGAGAUUUCGACUGCCUAGGGGCCUCCACCGGGUUUAAUUUGGCACUGCAUUAGAGAGAAUGAGACAAUUGCUUCAGGGAAAGCAGUGUUGGCAGCCCUGUCCAUAGCUGAAAAAAGGUAAAGGUCCCCCUGGACGGUUAAGUCCAGUCAAAGGCGACUAUGGGGUUGGGUGUUCAUCUCGCUUUUCAGGCCGAGGGAGCUGACGUUUGUCCACAGACAGCUUUCUGGGUCAUGUGGCCAACAGAACUAAACCGCUUCUGUCACAACGGACCACCGUGAUGGAAACCAGAGCAGCACACGGAAACGCUGUCUACCCUCCUGCCACAGUGGUACCUAUUUACUGUAUCUAGUUGCACUGGUGUGCUUUCAAACUGCUAGGUUGGCAGGAACUGGGGCAGAGCAACGGAAGCUCACCCCGUCGCGGGGAUUCGAACCGCCGACCUUCCAGUCGGCAAGCCCAAGAGGCUCAGUGGUUUAGACUACAGCACCACUUGCAUCCCUGUCCAUUGAGAGGCUGAUAGGGCUGAUUAGUGGAUGCAGAAGAACCCACACAGCCCAGGCAGUUCUCCUUUGCAACUGGCCAUCACAAUCCUAUCAGGGGCUAUUAGCCACAAUGGCUAUGCUCUACUUCCAGGAUACCAGUUGCUGGAAAGCUUAGGAGGCUCUUGUACUCAGGUCCUGUAUACAAGUUUCCCUCAGGCAUCUGGUUCCCCACUAUGAGAGCAGGAUCCUGGCCUAGGUGGGCUGUUAGCCUGAUCCAGCAGUCUCUUCUUAUGUAUAUAAUAUUUAUGAUUUUCAGUUUUGCACAUUUCAAUAAUUUUACAAUCAUUCUAACAUUUCAAAACUUGACUUCCUUCUGCCUCUUUCUGCAGUUCCUUAAAUUUAUUCUUAAUAUCUUCUGCAUAUCCAAAUUAACUUAAUUUGCUCAUUUAUUCACCUACUUUAAAUAUAUACUCUUAUAAAACUGCAGGUUAUUACAAUGAUCCUGCCAAUGUUCUUAUCUGUUUAUAGUUUGUUUGUAAAUAUUCCAGAAACUAUUUCCAUUCUUUUAUAAAAAUUUUGUUAUAAUAAUAAUAAAUAAUAAUAAAUUUUAUUUAUACCCCGCCCUCCCCAGCCAAGACCAGGCUCAGGGCGGCUAACACCAGGUAUAAAGCAAUUGAUUGAAAUACAACUGAAAAAACAAGAUUAAAAUACAACAUUAAAACAACGUUAAAAUGCAGCCGAAUUUCAGCAGAAACUCAAAAACUUUUUGGGGGAUGAAAACGUCAAGUCUUCACCAAGGCUGGUCCUACAUGGGCCAGAAAAAAGCCAGGGAAGUCCCCAAGCGGGAGUUCAUCACAGGAGGAGAAAGGAAAAAAGAAAGGGGGGGAGGGAAUCAAAUUGACUCCAAGCCAAAGGCCAGGCGGAGCAACUCUCUCUUGCAGGCCCUGCGGAAAGAAAUCAGAUCCUGCAGGGCCCUGGUCUGAUGAGACAGAGCGUCCCACCAGGCCGGAGCCAGUGUAGAAAAGGCCCUGGCUCUGGUUGAGGCUAAUCUGACUUCCUUAGGGCCCGGGACCACUAGGGUGUUGCUAUUUAUGGACCUUAAGAUCCUCCGUGGGGCAUACCGGGAGAGGCGGUCCCUUAGGUAUGGGGAUCCUUGCUUUUUUCCUUUUUCCCGGUAAGUUUCGCCAUUUCUGCAUAUUCCGUAAGUUUUUGUAUCCAUUCUUCUUUUGCCGGGACUACUUCUUCUUCUUCUUAACUCUUCUGACAUUCUUAACCCCGGAGCCAAUAGCUGGAAGUGCUGCUGAAUCUCUCUCUCUUCAUCUUUCCUUGCUGAUGAAGGACAAGGUGCACAGUCAGAAGGAGCGGGUGGAGAGCGAGUUUGCAAAGCUGUACAACUUCCUGGUUGAAGACGAGGAGGAACUCUUGCAGAGGCUGAAGGCAGAGGAGAGGCAGACCCUGAAGAGGCUGGAUAGGAAUUUAACCCAACUCUCAAAGCAAAACUCCUCGCUGAUUAAGCUGGUUAAGGAGAUCAAGUCGAAGAGCCAGAAGGCGCCUGCUGAACUUUUGAAGGUGAGACGAGGCAUAGAAUCAGACUUGUAGACAUGGCAGGGACCGCGAGGGUCAUCUAGCCCAACCCCCUGUAUUGCAGGAAUGUUUUGCCCAACGUGGGGCUCAAACCCACGACCUUGAGAUUGAGAGUCUCAUGAUCUACCAAUUGAGCUAUGCAGGGUAUCUGGGAGGCAGCCCCACUGAAACCAAAAGGGUUUGUGAGUAAAUGUUGGGUUUCCUGCUUGUGUGAGUUCAACAAACUUUUAAUUGUUGCCUCUUUUUUUCAGUUUGAAAUGUAUGUCACACACACACACACACACACACAACUUUUCAAGUUUAUACAUUUCACUAAUUUUACACUCAUUUUGACAUUUCAAAAGUUGACUUCCUUCCCCCUCAUUCUGCAAUUCCUUAAAUUUGUUUUUAAUAUUUUCUGCAUAUCCAAAUUAACUUAAUUUGCUCAUUUAUUCAUCUUCUUUAAAAAAUAUAUACUCUUCUAAAACUGCUGGUUGCUACAAUAAUCCUUCCAAUAUUUUUAUCUUUUUAUAAUUUAUCUGUAAAUAUUCAAUAAACCAUUUCCAUUUUUAAUUUUUUUUAAAAUGUUAUCUUGAUUUCUUAUUAUCCGAUAAGUUUCUCCAUUUCUGUAUACAGUCAUACCUCAAGUUACAGAUGCUUCAGGUUGCGUUUUUUUUGGGUUACAGACGCACUGAAACCCGGAAGUACUGGAAUGGGUUACUUCUGGGUUUCAGCGGUCGCGCAUGCGCAGAAGUGCUAAAUCGCGCUUUGUGCAUGUGCAGAAGCGCCAAAUUGCAACCCGCGCGUGCACAGACACGCCGCUGCGGGUUGCGAGCGUGCAUCCCGCAUGGAUCACGUUUGCAACCCGAGUGUCCACUGUAUUCCAUAAGCUUUUGUAUUCAUUCUUCCUUUACUGGGACUUCUGCUUCUUUCCAUUUUGGGGCAAGUAACAUUCUUGCCACUGUAGUAGCAUACAUGAAUAAGUUACGAUACAUUUUAGGUAGUUCUGUCCCUAUAAUUCCUAAAAGAAAAGCUGCUGGUUUUUAUUUUUACAAAGGUUAUUUUAAAUUUAAUUGCUGCCUCUUAUGGGGAAGGACCACAAAACUCAGUGGUAGAGCAUUUGCAUAGUAGUAGUAGUAGUAGUAAUAUAUGUAUAACCCACCCAUCCAAGCCACUUUGGGCAGCUUCCAGCAGAAUAUAAAAACACAAAUAAACACCAAGAACUGAAAAUUUUGCAGUAGUGGAUGUUUGAAGACCUGGGGGUUACCCACACUUCCCUUUGCAGCGCUGCUUUCUCCUGGGAAAUCUGAUCUUUAGCGCUGAAUCGGAACAAACAACAAUCGGGUUUUCAACAGAUUGCCAUUUGUUCCUAUUUAGCACCAAAGAGCUAAAUAGAAAGAACCCCUUCUGAUUAAAGCAGCAGGGCAACUGCUAAACCACUUGGAUCCGUGCCUAGGAAGAGUGGGAUAAGCACAAAACCACUCAGAUCCUGGGACAAACCAAAGUGUGAACGAACCCCGAGUUCUCAGUUCAAACUAUUGGAGAUAAAAAAUGCAUCAUCUGGAGAAUGGAGAUGUUUUGUAUAGUACAUAUUUGUUUCCGUGUUAGGCAUGAUCAUUUCUCUUGCUUAGUUUUAAGCUGUUAAAUUAGAUUGGCUUGUUUGUAUUGGUUUACGCAAAGUUGAAUACCACAAUUUUGUGGGAAAGUGGCGUGCAAGUAAACAGAUGACAUUGAUGGCAUUGGACAAAUAACAAACUGGUUCCGUUGGGCUUGUUGAAUUCAUCUUUAGCCAGGCCCAGGGAGGUGACCGUGAAAAUAAAGUGCAUAGGCUAUUUCAAAACUAGCCAGGCUGAUUUAAGAAAAUAGAUGAGGUAUACUUUUAAAAGUAUUCAAUAUAUUAUUUUUUUUUACAAAAAGAAAAUAAUAGCCACUUAUUUCUCUCUUCAUUUUCCGGUUGCCCAGGAUGUGGAGAAUGUGUUAGCAAGGUAAGCUUGUCAGUUUGCUUUCCAAUUAAAAGGUUUGAAAUAUCCGGCAGAAAUGUCACACAGUAAUCAAGCCACAAAGUCUGGCUUCUAGGUGUAGAAUCCGAGCCCUUUCCUCUAACUGAUUUAUUUAAAGCAUUUAUUUUUACUCCACUCUUUAGCCAAAAAGGCUUCUAGAGUGGCUUACAAUCAUCCGCAUUCAGACAGCCUCUGCCCUCAAGCUUACAAUUUAAAAGACACGACACACAAGGAAAAAGGGAUGGGGAGGGAAGAGGGGGCUUAAAGUUUCAUUUCUUACCAUAAGCAGCAGGGAUAGGAAACAGUUCCGGCAGCUUGAUGGCAUCACAGCCUACAAGGCGACAUUUGAGGGAGCCAAAGGCAAGCUGGUCCUUGAGCAGAGGCAAUGCUUCUGUUGUAGAAUCAUAGAAUCAUAGAAUCAUAGAAUCAUAGAGUUGGAAGAGACCACAAGGGCCAUCGAGUCCAACCCCCUGCCAAGCAGGAAACACCAUCAGAGCACUCCUGACAUAUGGUUGUCAAGCCUCUGCUUAAAGACCUCCAAAGAAGGAGACUCCACCACACUCCUUGGCAGCAAAUUCCACUGUCAAACAGCUCUUACUGUCAGGAAGUUCUUCCUAAUGUUUAGGUGGAAUCUUCUUUCUUGUAGUUUGGAUCCAUUGCUGCGUGUCCGCUUCUCUGGAGCAGCAGAAAACAACCUUUCUCCCUCCUCUAUGUGACAUCCUUUUAUAUAUUUGAACAUGGCUAUCAUAUCACCCCUUAACCUCCUCUUCUCCAGGCUAAACAUGCCCAGCUCCCUUAGUCGUUCCUCAUAAGGCAUCGUUUCCAGGCCUUUGACCAUUUUGGUUGCCCUCCUCUGGACACGUUCCAGUUUGUCAGUGUCCUUCUUGAACUGUGGUGCCCAGAACUGGACACAGUACUCCAGGUGAGGUCUGACCAGAGCAGAAUACAGUGGCACUAUUACUUCCCUUGAUCUAGAUGCUAUACUCCUAUUGAUGCAGCCCAGAAUUGCAUUGGCUUUUUUAGCUGCCGCGUCACACUGUUGGCUCAUGUCAAGUUUGUGGUCAACCAAGACUCCUAGAUCCUUUUCACAUGUACUGCUCUCAAGCCAGGUGUCUCCCUCUGCUUUGCAGUCUGAUGGCUUCCUAAUUCUCAGCUCCCACCCCGCUCCCCAGUAAUUGUUUGGGGCAGGGCUGACAUUGCGCAACCGGAUGCAGAAAUCAGUAGGGACCUUUGCAGGGAUUAGGGUCACCCUGUCAGCUCCUUGCCCUCUCUCUUCCCCCACUCCCAUGAGUUUCUCAGCUUGGUCACCAAGGGCCCCAGUGUGGUGUAGUGGUUAAGAGUGGUGGUCUCGUAAUCUGGGGAACCGGGUUCGCGUCUCCGCUCCUCCACAUGCAGCUGCUGGGUGACCUUGGGCCGGUCACACUUCUCUGAAGUCUCUCAGCCUCACUCACCUCACAGAGUGUUUAUUGUGGGGGAGGAAGGGAAAGGAGAAUGUUAGCCGCUUUGAGACUCCUUAGGGUAGAGAUAAAGCGGGAUAUCAAGUCCAAACUCCUCCUCCUCCUCAGAGACGCACUCCGUUGUCUCUUGAGACAGAUGGAUGCCAACAAACAACACAGCACUGGCUAAGAUCUUGCUCUGCUGAGGGGGAAGAAGGCCCUGCUUUGGACACACACCACCAGCAGAAACUCAGGUCGUCUUUUCCCCCAGGUUCAAAAUACUGGGCUUCCAGAGAUCGGGAAAGGUGUUAACCCUGCAGCAAUGCACCACUGCAGGAAUGUGGUGAGAGGGGUGAGAAGGCCAAAUGAGGAGGAGGAUGCAACCAAAUGGGAAAUAACUAGGAACAAGAGAACCAGUGUGGUGUAGUGGUUAAGAGCGGUAGACUCGUAAUCUGGUGAACCGGGUUCGCCUCCCCGCUCCUCCACAUGCAGCUGCUGGGUGACCUUGGGCCAGUCACACUUCUCUGAAGUCUCUCAGCCCCACUCACCUCACAGAGUGUUUGUUGUGGGGGAGGAAGGGAAAGGAGAAUGUUAGCCGCUUUGAGACUCCUUAGGGUAGAGAUAAAGCGGGAUAUCAAAUUCAAACUCUUCUUCUCUUCUUCAAAUAUACCAGGUGUAGAGAACCUGUGACCCUUCAGAUGACUCCUAUUGGUCGCAGCCAUCAUGCUCAGUGAUCGGGGUGAUGGGAACUGCAGUUCAGCAAGAUCCGGAGGGUCCCAGGUUCCUCAGACCUGCAAUAUUUCUUCUCCCGCCAUCAUCAUACAAUCCCUCUUUCCCCCCUUGGUAUUCUUCAGAAGGAACGCGAUUCACGGGGCAGACCAUUGUGCACUGAUUGCACAAAAAGAACGGUUUCCCCUCUCUGCAUUUCGCAGUUAACAACUGUUAGGGGAGAAAUCUGAGGGCUCCCUGGGACAAAAAACAAGGACACCAGCCGGGAAUACCAGAGCAAAACAGCAGCCAGUAGGCUUGGUCUUUAUUGAAGACUGUCGCGACAGGACUCCCACCUGCACAAGAUGGAACAAGAUGGAAGCCCUGAACAAAAGAGCCCCCAAACUUUUAUUAGUUGCUAAUCCCCAUGUUAUGCACACCCCAAACUACAUCACUAAUACAUCACGGUUACAUCAUGAAAGGGGAGGUCUGGUGGCAGUAAUCUGAGCAUCCUGGACCCUGCCCCAUGGUUCUCCUUGCCCUCCACCAAACAACCAUCAAGUGUAACAAAAGAGAUAUUUACAUUUCCUGUUUCCCAGCCAAGUUAAUCACACCCUUUUGUCUUCAUCUGAGUUUGUUAUUUCUGUAACGGCUACCUGUCUGGCAUUCAGGUAUCCGGAUGCCAGGAAUUAUCAUUCAGGCAGAGGGACUGCUGAGUAGCUGAGCUCACAUGUCUAUAUGAAUUUCUGCAGUUUUCCCAGUGAGCCAGUACAUAGAUACAUUUAUCAGUGAAUUGUUACAUUUGGUAUCAUGCAGCAAAGGCCCUUUGAAUAGAUAGGAAGAAACUGUUACGAAGUGUUUUGUGGGGAUAAAUCACAAAAGUCACAAAAGUGAUUGUGCUGAUUUUGGUAGUGGGCUGCUUGUGCAUGAUAUCUGCUGGAGGGGCAACCACCACCCCCCCAACCUAUACAUAAAUUCCUGCAAUACAACAAUAUGGCAUUUUGAAUUUACUUUGGUUUUUAUUGAAGUUUCUCGCAAUACGGUUAAGAUAUAGGAAACUAAUGUAAAUUAAAAAAUGAGAAACGAAAACAGCUAUGAAAAGGCGGGGGAAUGGGGGGGGCGGAGAGAAAGACGCAGUAAGAAAGGAAAAGGAGAGAGGAAAUGGGAAAUGUGUUUUGAAUUUACUUUAGACCAGGGAUGGUGAACCUGUCACCCUCCAGGUAUUGCUGGACUCCAGCUCCCAUCAGUCCCAGCCAUCAUGGCCAACCACCAGGAGUUAUGGGAGUCGUAGUCCAACGACGCCUGGCGCCCACAGCAGAGGUGGUUUUAGGGUAGCCCAGCCAGUAUAGCCAGACUGGGUGUGGUUGUCGCAACAAUGGUGUCGAUAGUGAAGGGGAGGGGCGAUGUUUAGUGUCACGCAGGGCGCCACUGAAAUGGGAAAGCCCAAAGUCCACCGCUGCCCACGAGUUCCUCCUAAUUACUUUAGAACACUCUCUGCGCCACCUCCCCAUUAGCCUCAUAGACGGGAAAUGCAUAGAUAAAUGAAAUGAUUAUCCUUUUGCGUAGGGCGGAAAACGUGACCCUGUUCGAACCGCAAGUCGUUCCUACUGAACUGAAGAACGUUUACAACAUUCCUUGCCUUGACAUUAUUCAGAUCUUAACAAAAUUCAAAGGUACGCGCACAGCAGUGCUUGGAUUUUCACUCAAGAUACAUUCCCAUUUGCUUUAGUGAAAGGAUGGGGGAGUUGGUGGGCCUCUAGAUGGACUACAACUUCCAACAUCCCUGCACAUUGGCCUUGUUGGCUGGAGCCAUUUGGACCCAAUGGCAUUGGGGGCGGGGGGGGGCACAGGUUCCCCAGCCGUUGCGUAGACAAAACUGAACUAGAUGGGCUAAAUCAGAUUCCCCACCCCACCCCCAAAAACCUGGUGCCAUCCAGAUGCUUUGAACUACAACUCCCAUCAGCCAUACCCAGCAAAACCAAUGACCAGGGAUAAAUGGUAUGGAGCAGUACAUUAGCCAGUGUAGUGUCCAGAGUGUCAGACUAGGUCCUGGGAGACCAGGGUUCCAAUCCUUGCUUGGCCCUUGGCCCAGUCACCAGCUCUCCGCCUAAAACCUACGCACAGGGUUGCUGCGAGGAUAAAAUGGCGAGGGCAAGGAGAACCACAUACACAACCUUGAGUUCCUUGGAGAAUAUGUUGAGAUACAGUCAUACCUUGGGUUGAAUGUGCUUCAGGUUGAGCGCUUUCGGGUUGUGCUCCGCGGCAACCCGGAAGUAACAGAGCGUGUUACUUCCGGGUUUCGCCGCUUGCGCAUGUGCAGACGCUCAAAAUGGCAUCACGCGCAUGUGCGGAAGCGGCAAAAUGCAACGCGCAGACGCGCCAUCGCAUCUUACGUUCCAUUCAGGAUGCGAACAGGGCUCCGGAACAGAUCCCGUUGCAUCCUAAGGUACCACUGUGUGUGUGUGUGUGUGUGUAUAUAUGUGUGUGUGUGUGUGUGUGUGUGUGUGUCUGUUUGUGUGUGUGUAAUGAUAAAAUAAAUAAAUAUAUAAAAGGUAAAGGACCCCUUGACAGUUAUGUCCAGUCGCGAACGACUCUUGGGUUGCGGCGCUCAUCUCGCUUUACUGGCUGAGGGAGCCAACAUUUGUCCGCAGACAGUUUUUCCAGGUCAUGUGGCCAGAAUGACUAAGCCGCUUCUGACGAACCAGAGCAGCUCACGGAAACGCCGUUUACCUUCCCGCCGGAGCGGUACCUAUUUAUCUACUUGCACUUUGACGUGCUUUCGAACUGCUAGGUUGGCAGGAGCAGGGACCGAGCAACAGGAGCUCACCCCGUCGCGGGGAUUUGAACUGCCGACCUUCUGAUCGGCAAGCCUAAGAGGCUCAGUGGUUUAGACCACAGCGCCACCCGCGUCCCAAAAUAAAUAUAUAGAGGAAGCCUAAACAGCAGAUGGAGGGCACCAGGUUUAGGGUUUGGGGCUGGAGUAGAAGACCCCUUAGGAUCGUAUCCAGCAGUUCUUGUUACGGGUUUUGCGCCUGUCCCCUGUCCCCUACCCCUUUUCCUAUCUCUCUCUCUCUCCACCCUCUAGUGGACGUGUCUCUGGAUCCAACCACAGCGCACCCAAGUCUUCUGCUCUCCACAGACAGGAAAAGCGUGGAAUACAGAGGAUCCCGGCAGUUGCAGCCUCAGGAUGACAACAACACAGAGAGAUUUGACACCUAUGUCCUCGUUCUGGGCUCCGAGGUGUUCACCUCCGGGAGACACUACUGGGAGGUGGAAGUGGGAGACAGCCCAGAAUGGGACCUGGGGGUUUGUAGGGAAUCAGUGAGCAGGAAGGGGCAGCGAAUCAUUUUCUCCCCGCUAAGUGGGUACUGGAGGCUGUGGCUUCGGAAGGGAGACCAGUACAAGGCCUUGAUUUCCUGCCCUACGCUGCUUCCCAUGAACACAAGGCCAAAGCGGGUGGGAGUUUUCCUGGACUAUUCUGAAGGGGAGGUUUCCUUUUACAAUGUGACCGAGAGAACCCACAUCUACACGUACAUCGGUACCUUCUGUGGCCCCCUCCGGCCCUUCUUUAGCCCCAGCCGCCAACGGAAAGGGGCAAAGGGGGCCCACCCCUUGCUUAUCUGCCCAGGCCCAAAAGCAAGAAAGAGCAAAAAACCUCUGCACUAAACUAGACCCAUGUCAUUCAUGUUGAUUCAAACAGUUUGAGGCAGCCAUUGCCAGCUUGCCAGCUGCCCUAGACAUCCCCUCCUAUCUUCACCUCUGUCCUGAUUGACAGGUAGGCUGCCCCACUGUUGAAGCCCCCCUAAUUAUUGUCCCUCACUUUUGACAGGAGAAACGGUCCCUCUAGACUCCGAACUCAGGGGCCGUGUUUUGAAAGCCGAAACAGCCCCCAUCCAUUUCCGCUUUCCUUUCUAGUGGCAAGAUUUAAGAUAAGCUUUUUUGUCCCCUCUCCCCUCCAGACAACUUGCACGCUUAGGAGAAAAAUCCGUAGCAAAUUUGUCUUGAAAAUCCAUUUAUGAAGAUCCAAUUACUUCUAAAUAUAAUCAUCCCCCACUUGGAGGUUUCAGUGUGGUGAGAAUGAACAGCUUCCCUAUACAGUGGUACCUCAGGUUACAGACUCCGCUCACCCAGAAAUAGUACCUUGGGUUAAGAACUUUGCUUUAGGAUGAGAGCAGAAAUUGCACAAUGGCGGCGCUGCGGCAGCAGGAGGCCCCAUUGGCUAAAGUGGUGCUUCAGGUUAAGAACAGUUUCAGGUUAAGAACGGACCUCCGGAACAAAUUAAGUUCUUAACCCGAGGUACCACUGUAGACCUGAAGGGCCCUGCCCUGCUUCUCUCCACCUGGCUUGGGGCUGCUGCUGCUGCUGGGCAGAGAGGGCCGAGUUUCUGUUUUUUUCAAAUUGCUUUUAUUUUUUAUGUAUGUCAUUUAAAAUUGUGAUUGAUAUUAAUGCUGUAUUCUUAGUUUUAGAUUUUAUGAUUCAUGUGGAAAUUGUUUUCCAUUUGGUUGUGUACUUUUUGAUGUGUUUUAGUUACUGCUUAUGACUUUUUUUGUUAUGUUGGUAAUUAUGUAAAUCUUGAAAUGUUUUAAGCCACCUUGAGCAUUGUUUCAACUAUGGAAAGGUGGCAUACAAAUAAAAUGAUGGUGAUGAUGACCUGCAGGUAUAGGGCAGUAUAUACAUUUAUUUCAUCAUCAUCAUCAUCAUCAUCAUCAUCAUAAUAACUUGAUUCUACCUUAUUCUCUGUAUAAUAAUAAAACCCUUAUCAUCCAUGGAUAAAUAUGAAGAAAUCUGGAAGGAAUAUUUAAGCGAUAAGGCAGACAGUGCUGGGAAAUAGGGGGAGGAGAGGUGGGGAAAUAUUGUUAAAAAGGUGUAGUCCUAGGUAUAUCAGUGUUCAAAUCUGAAUUGUCAAAUUGUGUUAUUAUGGUUUUUGUUGUAUGUGUCUUUUGCGGUUG